Molecule: messenger RNA, 747 nt
Organism: Vanrija pseudolonga
Lineage: Eukaryota; Fungi; Basidiomycota; Tremellomycetes; Trichosporonales; Trichosporonaceae
Exons: 3
Coding region: 1-747 (248 amino acids)
Source: RefSeq, a predicted model, not a curated record
AUGGAGGCUUGCAUUCCCACCCCAACGCCGCCGCCCCGCCCACCGCUCCCCGAGUGGGCGGCGGACACGUCCUUCCCAAUAACGCGGGACGUCGACCCAGAUGCUUCAGCCUUCUUCCCCGAAACCCCGCAUCUCGACUCGCGCGCCCUCAUCGCUGGUCGUGAGGCGAGCAUGGCGUGGGCCGACGCCGCGGCGUGGGACGCGUGGUCCGAGAUCGACGAGUUGACGUUCACUUUGGCCGUGUUCUACAAGGCGUAUGCUCUCGUCGAGGCAUGGACGGACGAGACGAGCAGCAUGGUCUCAUUCGCGUACCAGCUCGCCGGGAACCUGCUGUUCCCGCACGCCGCCGUGCCCCGCAAAACGCCAGUCUACGACUUUUGCGGCGACGCGCUCGAUGCUUGUGCCGUCCCGAUUGUCGACACGGAGCUGUCGAGUAUCGUCGGCGACCUCCCGCUUGGCCGGUACGAUCCCGUCCUCAAGAACUAUCCCCCCGGCCCGUCCAUCACCGGCCGCGUCGUGUAUGAUGAGCAGGUUGGCAACUGGGUGCUCAAGAUUGUUUCGAGGACGGGCGCGAAUGGCGAGGAGCUCCCACUCGACGAUGACGACCAAGAGACGCCGGUGACGGUGCCGACAGGCAGGACACCUUCGGCCCAGCCCCCUGCAUCGCCAUCACACCACCUCUAUACCACCGUAAUCCUGCCUCCUCGCAGCACUGCCGCACUAGCCCGCCCACACAAUGCAAGAUGA